CGUAAGUUCCACUUUUCAUGCCAGUGCUUUGAAGAGUAACUUCCGUUGUGCGCUUUCUUUACGAUUCCCGGAACGACAAGAGAAUGUUGGCGUCCAGGGUAUUUUCACUCGUGGGAAAACGGGCCCUCUCGACAUCCGUUUGCCUGCGCGGUAGUCAUGGAGUUGCCAAGGUGGAAGAGUACUCGCUUCCGGCGUACUUCGAUAGACUGGAUGCACCCCUUCCUGAAGUCAAGUACGUGACCAGUCUGAGUGCAGAGCAGAAGGCUCUGAAGGAGAAGGAGAAGGGAUCCUGGGCCAAGCUCUCCAGCGAGGAGAAGAUAGCAUUGUACCGCAUUAGUUUCAACCACAGCUAUGCUGAAAUGAACAAGGGAUCAGGCGAGUGGAAGAGUGUCCUGGCUGGGGUUCUCUUCUUUCUUGGUUUCACCGGCCUGCUUGUCGCCUGGCAGAGGAAGUUUGUGUACGGCGACGUUCCCCACACCUUCAGUGACGACUGGAAGCAGGCUGAGGUACAGCGCAUGCUGGACAUGAGGAUCAACCCCGUCGAGGGUUUCUCCUCCAACUGGGAUUACGAGAACAAGCAGUGGAAGAAGUGAAGCACUUGGAUCAGUUAAUUUGUGUUAUCAUUUCUCAAAGUUACCUCAGUCAGAUACAUUCUGGAAGAUUUCUUCCUCUUAAGGUUCACGUGUAACUUAAAGCAAAUAAAAUUUCUGUGUUGCCCUGAA
Messenger RNA from Brienomyrus brachyistius, 722 nucleotides. RefSeq names its product cytochrome c oxidase subunit 4 isoform 1, mitochondrial (gene cox4i1). Gene Ontology annotation, biological process: mitochondrial electron transport, cytochrome c to oxygen. The record is from RefSeq and is a predicted model, not a curated record. The transcript is spliced from 5 exons. The coding region runs from base 84 to 593 and encodes 169 amino acids. Lineage: Eukaryota; Metazoa; Chordata; Actinopteri; Osteoglossiformes; Mormyridae.